AUGACCUUUGAAAAUGAUCCAAUAAUAUCUACUACAGAGAAGUGGAAUAUACUUCAUUUGGAACAAACAACCCAGAUUGUUACUGAAUUUUUCAAGAUGACAGAUCCAAUGAUGGACUUUUUUGAUGAUGCCAAUCUUUUUAGUGAGACUUUAGAAGGUUUGUCAGAUGAUGCAUUUGUACAACCAGGACCUGUUUCCCUAGUUGAUGAAUUGAACUUGGGUGUAGAAUUUGAACCUUUGCACAUAGACUCAUUGAACCAUGUUCAAGGUACUCCAACGCAUCAGAAGAUGACGGAUUAUGAACAAUUAAGUCAGUUUGAUUCAAUGAAAUUUCAUCAGGUUAAUCAGUCUUUUGGUAGCCCAGCUGAACAUGUGUUAUCUCCACACUCUCAGUUUAAUUGCUCUCCGAUCCACCCCCAAAACCAACCCAAUGGUUUAUUUCCAGAUGUAGCAGAUGGCAGUCCAAUGUGGGGCCAUCAGACGGCUACUAGCAUUUCAAACCAGAAUGGGUCUCCUUUUCACCAACAAGGACAUUCUCACUCUAUGCAUCAAAACAAAAGCUUUGUGGCACACCAUGACUUUGCCUUAUUUCAGGCCAAUGAACAACACACACAGUGCACUUCACUGCGCUCGCAACAAAACAGGAAUAAUCUUAACCCAGGGCAAAAUUCUCUCGGCCAGUCUAAAAAUUUUAUGGAUGUUAAUGUUUCUGGUCCACACAGAGUCAGUGUCAACCACCCACCACAGAUUACCAAUGCAUCUACUUCACAACAGUCUCUCUUGAUGCAACAGUUUUCUCAAACAUCAAAUCCUUCAGUACACUUUCUCAAGUGUAGCAACCGGCAAGAAGGCAAUUUUAAUGAACCUUCUCCAAAUAUGACUUCUUGUUCUGUCAGUAACUCUCAGCAGUUUUCUUCACAUUAUUCCUUUUCUAGUAAUCACGUGUCACCAAACAGUCUUCUCCAGUCCUCUGCAGUUCUUGCACCCAAUCAUACAAAUCAGACGCUAUCUGAUUUUUCUGGAAGUAAUUCCUUUUCACCUCACAGGGGAAUCAAGCAAGAAUCUGCUCAGCAUAUGCUCAGUCCCAAUACAUCACUGAAUUCAAGUAAUUUCCAAAUGUUGCAUUCAUCACAUCCUCAGGGUAAUUACAACAAUUCAAAAUUAUCGCCUGUGCACGUGAACUUCCAGGAUCCUGUUGACUCAGGAACGCAAAUGGGCCAUUUCAAUGAUCAUGUUGAAACUAAUGGCUUUUCAUCUUUGGAAGAGAAUUUACUUCAUCAAGUGGAGUCUCAAGCUGAGCCAUUCACAGGACUGGAUCCAGAGGACCUCCUUCAGGAGGGUCUCCUUCCCCAGUUUGAUGAGUCAGCAUUUGGGCAAGAUAAUUCAAGUCAUGUUUUAGAUCAUGACCUUGAUCGGCACUUUACUUCACAUCUGGUAGCACGGCCUUCUGAUAUGGCUCAAACUCAGUUUCAUUCUCAGGCUCGGAGCUGGCAUUCAUCACUGUCUAAUCAUCAGCAUUUACAUGACAGGAAUCGCCUAUGUUUACAGCGACAGCCUCCGUCUUCCAAGAAGAAUGAUGGUUCUGGGACAUACACUAAGUUGCAGAAUACCCAGGUGAGAAUCAUGUCCGAGAAGAAGCAGAGAAAAAAGGUGGAAUCAGAAAGCAAGCAAGAAAAGGCCAACCGGAUAAUAUCAGAGGCCAUAGCCAAAGCAAAGGAGCGUGGGGAGCGCAAUAUUCCCCGAGUCAUGAGCCCUGAGAACUUCCCUAGUGCUUCAGUAGAAGGGAGAGAGGAGAAGAGAGGCAGAAGGGCGAAAGCCAAGCCAAAGGACAAAGAGAGCAAGAAAGCAAGAACUUGUUCCAAGUUAAAGGAGAAGUCAAAAAUUGGCAAACUCAUUAUUACAUUGGGUAAGAAACAAAAAAGAAAGAAUGAGUCUUCAGACGAAAUAUCUGAUGCAGAGCAGAUGCCACAGCAUGCAUGCAAAGAGGAAGACUCUCAAAAAAGAAGAUCAAAUCGACAAAUUAAAAGGAAAAAGUAUGCAGAAGAUGGAGAGGGGAAACAAUCUGAGGAAGAGGUUAAAGGUUCUAUGAAAAUAAAAAAGAAUUCAGCUCCUUUACCUGGGGAACAGCCUUUACAGUUAUUUGUGGAGAAUCCAAGUGAAGAAGAUGCAGCAAUUGUGGAUAAGAUAUUAUCUUCGAGAAUUGUGAAAAAGGAAAUAUCACCGGGAGUGAUGAUUGAUACAGAAGAAUUUUUUGUAAAAUACAAGAAUUACUCCUAUCUUCACUGUGAAUGGGCCACAGAACAGCAGCUUUUGAAAGAUAAAAGGAUCCAGCAGAAAAUCAAACGAUUCAAACUGAGACAAGCACAAAGAGCACAUUUUUUUGCAGAUAUGGAAGAAGAACCAUUUAACCCAGACUAUGUUGAAGUAGACAGAGUGUUAGAAGUCUCUUUUUGUGAAGAUAAAGAUACUGGCGAGCCUGUUAUUUACUACUUAGUAAAGUGGUGCUCAUUACCAUAUGAAGAUAGUACCUGGGAACUAAAAGAAGAUGUAGAUCUUACAAAAAUAGUAGAGUUUGAACAAUUGCAAUCUUCAAGACCUGACACAAGACAUUUGGAACGUCCUCCCUCUAAUAUUUGGAAAAAAAUAGAUCAAUCCAGGGAAUAUAAAAAUGGUAAUCAACUCAGGGAAUAUCAACUGGAAGGACUCAACUGGCUUUUGUUCAAUUGGUACAAUAGACGAAACUGCAUUUUAGCAGAUGAAAUGGGUCUUGGCAAAACAAUUCAAUCAAUUACAUUCCUCUACGAAAUCCUUCUGACGGGUAUAAGAGGACCUUUCCUGAUUAUUGCUCCACUUUCUACUAUUGCAAACUGGGAGAGAGAAUUUCGUACGUGGACUGAUAUUAAUGUUGUGGUUUAUCAUGGGAGCCUGAUUAGCAGACAGAUGAUACAGCGGUAUGAGAUGUACUUCAGGGACUCACAGGGGCGUAUCAUUCGAGGAGCUUACAGAUUCCAAGCCAUCAUCACCACUUUUGAAAUGAUUCUUGGAGGUUGUGCAGAGCUUAAUGCAAUUGAAUGGCGGUGUGUGAUCAUUGAUGAAGCACAUAGGUUAAAAAAUAAAAAUUGUAAACUUCUAGAAGGUCUGAAACUCAUGAAUCUGGAACACAAGGUGCUUUUGACAGGCACACCUCUCCAAAACACAGUUGAAGAAUUAUUCAGUCUUCUUCACUUUCUAGAACCUUUAAGGUUUCCUUCUGAAUCAACAUUUAUGCAAGAAUUUGGGGAUCUGAAAACAGAGGAACAGGUGCAGAAACUUCAGGCUAUACUGAAACCGAUGAUGCUGAGACGAUUGAAGGAAGAUGUGGAGAAGAAGUUGGCACCAAAAGAAGAAACCAUCAUUGAAGUGGAACUUACUAACAUUCAAAAGAAAUACUAUCGGGCUAUUUUGGAGAAGAACUUUUCAUUUUUAUCCAAAGGAGCAGGACAGACUAAUGUACCUAACUUGGUCAAUACCAUGAUGGAGCUCAGGAAGUGCUGUAACCAUCCAUAUCUUAUCAAAGGUGCUGAGGAAAAAAUACUUGGAGAAUUUAGAGAUACAUAUAAUCCUGCUGCUUCUGAUUUUCAUCUCCAAGCAAUGAUCCAGUCUGCUGGUAAACUGGUCCUUAUUGAUAAAUUGCUUCCCAAAAUGAAAGCAGGAGGUCAUAAAGUGCUCAUCUUCUCUCAGAUGGUACGGUGCCUUGACAUCCUAGAGGACUAUCUUAUACAUAAAAGAUAUUUAUAUGAGCGAAUUGACGGCAGAGUCAGAGGGAAUCUUCGACAAGCUGCUAUAGAUCGAUUCAGUAAACCUGACUCAGAUCGAUUUGUUUUCCUACUGUGUACCCGAGCUGGUGGGCUGGGCAUCAACUUAACUGCUGCUGAUACGUGUAUAAUUUUUGACUCUGAUUGGAAUCCUCAAAAUGACCUUCAGGCCCAAGCUCGUUGUCACAGAAUUGGUCAAAAUAAAGCAGUUAAAGUCUACAGAUUAGUAACUCGUAACUCAUACGAGAGGGAGAUGUUUGACCGAGCCAGUCUGAAACUGGGUCUAGACAAGGCCGUGUUACAGAGCAUGAGUGGAAGAGAAAGUAAUGUUGGUGGUAUUCAGCAGCUUUCCAAAAAGGAAAUAGAAGAUCUGCUUCGAAGAGGUGCUUAUGGUGCAAUUAUGGAUGAAGAAGAUGAAGGCUCUAAGUUCUGUGAAGAGGACAUUGAUCAGAUUUUACUGCGACGUACAAAAACUAUUACAAUUGAGUCAGAAGGACGUGGGUCAACAUUUGCUAAGGCGAGUUUUGUGGCAUCUGGAAAUCGGACAGAUAUUUCCUUAGAUGACCCCAACUUCUGGCAAAAAUGGGCUAAAAAGGCAGAAAUAGAUAUAGACACCAUCAGUGGUAGAAACAGCUUGGUUAUUGACACUCCAAGAAUUAGGAAGCAAACAAGACCCUUUAGUGCCACAAAAGAUGAAUUGGCUGAAUUGUCUGAAGCCGAAAGUGAAGGAGAAGAAAAGCCCAAACUCCGGAGGCCCUGUGACCGUUCCAGUGGCUAUGGAAGAACUGAGUGCUUUAGGGUAGAGAAAAACCUGCUGGUCUAUGGGUGGGGCCGAUGGAGAGAGAUUCUAUCUCAUGGUCGCUUUAAGAGACAGUUAAAUGAGCAUGAUGUGGAAAUAAUUUGCCGAGCCCUCUUAGCAUAUUGCCUCAUUCACUACCGAGGAGACGAGAAAAUUAAAGGCUUCAUUUGGGACCUCAUUACUCCAACCGAAGACGGACAGACUCGAGAGCUUCAGAAUCAUCUAGGCCUUUCAGCCCCCGUACCCAGGGGCCGAAAAGGGAAGAAAGUAAAGACCCAGACAAGCUCAUUUGACAUACAGAAAGCAGAAUGGCUUCGAAAAUAUAAUCCUGAGCAGCUACUUCAAGAUGAAGGCUACAAAAAACACAUAAAGCACCAUUGUAACAAGGUUUUGCUUCGUGUACGAAUGCUAUAUUAUCUAAAGCAAGAAGUCAUUGGAAAUGAGUGCCAGAAAGUAUUUGAUGGAGUUGAUGCAAGUGACAUUGAUGUUUGGGUCCCAGAACCAGACCACUCAGAAGUUCCUGCUGACUGGUGGGAUUUUGAUGCUGAUAAGUCACUCCUUAUUGGAGUUUUUAAACAUGGCUAUGAGAAAUAUAACACCAUCCGAGCAGACCCGGCACUGUGCUUCUUGGAGAGAGUGGGGAAGCCCGACGAAAAAGCUGUGGCUGCGGAGCAGAGGGCCAAUGACUACAUGGACGGGGAUGUGGAAGAUCCAGAAUACAAACCUGCCCCAGCUUUCUUUAAAGAUGACAUAGAGGAUGAUGUUUCCUCACCAGGAGAUCUUGUUAUAGCAGAUGGAGAUGGUCAACUGAUGGAGGGUGAUAAAGUUUAUUGGCCUACUCAGUCAGCUUUAACCACACGUUUGAGGCGUCUCAUCACUGCAUAUCAGCGCACUAAUAAAAAUAGACAAGUCCAGCAAAUCCAACCUACUUUCUCAGUGCCUGCCAGCAUCAUGCAGCCUCUUUAUGAAGAAGCCACUCUUAAUCCUAAAAUGGCAGCCAAGAUAGAAAGACAGCAAAGAUGGACAAGAAGAGAAGAAGCUGACUUUUACAGAGUGGUGUCUACAUUUGGAGUGGUAUUUGAUCCUGACAGAGGUCAAUUUGAUUGGACAAAAUUUAGAGCUAUGGCUAGGCUGCAUAAGAAAACUGACGAUAGCUUGGAGAAAUAUUUGUAUGCAUUUAUGUCUAUGUGUCGGAGGGUUUGCCGUCUUCCUUCCAAAGAAGAAUUGGUGGAUCCAAAUAUUUUUAUUCAGCCAAUCACAGAAGAACGUGCUUCUAGGACUUUGUAUCGCAUUGAACUUCUAAGGAAAGUAAGGGAACAGGCACUCCGCCAUCCGCAAUUGUGUGAACGCUUGAAGCUUUGCCAUCCAAAUCCAGACUUGCCAGUCUGGUGGGAAUGUGGCCCUCAUGAUAGGGACUUGCUUAUUGGGGCCGCUAAACAUGGGGUGAGCCGAACGGACUAUCACAUCCUUCGUGAUCCUGAGCUCUCAUUUAUGGCAGCACAGAGGAGCUACAGCCAGAACAGGAUGGCGCAUUCGAGGACCUCCACGCCACUCUUACAGCAAUAUCAAGCAGCACUUUCUGCCUCUCCUCUUACCUCUCUCCCUAGGAUCCUAGAUGCUAAAGAGACUGCUCUAGAGGACCUGAAAGCUAAAAAUGAAAACCUUAAAGAGGAACCUCAGUCUUCUGAAGAAGAAUCCAUGUCUUCUGAGGAAACCAGGACACUAAUAAAGUCUGAGCCUGUCAGUCCAAAGAAUGGGGUUUUACCACAGGCUGCUGGAGAGCAGAAAUCUGGCGGAAAGGGGGAAGCAGAUAGACGCAUGGUUGCCGCCAGAACAGAACCCCUGACUCCAAACCCUGCGUCUACCAAACAGCGCCUCCGCAAAAGAGGGUCAGCAUCUAGUUCGGAUUCUGACUCUGAUUCCGAGAGGUCCUCCUGUUCUUCCAGAUCGUCUUCUUCCUCAUCUUCCUCCUCCUCUUGUUCCCACUCUCGUUCAGGCUCCAGUUCUUCUUCUUCCUCCUCUUGUUCUUCGGCAUCGUCUUCGUCCUCAUCGUCUUCCUCCUCUUCCUCCUCCUCUUCGUCGUCAUCAGAAGAAAGUGACAGUGAAGAAGAGGAAGUCCAAAAGCGAGGAGGUACCCCUCACAUGAAAGCCUACGAUGAAGAAAGCGUAGCAUCACUGAGCACUACCCAGGAUGAGACCCAGGAUAGCUUCCAGAUGAACAAUGGGAUGCCAGAGUCUGCCUACAUCUUGCACAGUGGAUACAUACUGGCAGCUUCCUAUUGGCCAAAGGAUCGUGUGAUGAUCAACCGGCUGGACAGUAUUUGUCAGACGGUUCUGAAAGGGAGGUGGCCUUCAGCUAGAAGGAGUUACGAUGCCAACACGGUGGCCUCUUACUAUACCACCAAGCUGCUGGACAGCCCUGGCGCAGCCACAGAGCUUCGAGAGCCCAGUGUGCCCACUCCUCCCCGUGCCGCUGUGAAGGAAGAACAUGACCAGUCAUCACAGAUGUCAGAGGUGAAGAAGCAUGUACGAGAAAAGGAGUUUACAGUGAAAAUCAAAGACGAAGGUGGUUUGAAGCUGACAUUUCAGAAGCAAGGAUUUGCUCAGAAAAGGCCCCCCGACUCUGAGGACGGCGGGCUGGGCCGGCAGCAGCACCUCCCUCGGCUGCGGGAGCUUCAGGUUGCCUCUGAGACCAGCCUCGCCAGUGUUGCCAAGGGUUCGCCCGUGUCAGGUACUUCCAAUCAAUCUGCCGCUGGUGCCAAUGGAGUUAUAUUAGACAGCCAGCCUAUAGUCAGAAAAAGGCGGGGAAGGAGGAAGAAUGUAGAAGGUGCUGACAUCCUCUUUUUUAACAAAAGUAAACCACCUAAUCAUGUUACUUUGGGCUUACCCACCUCACAAAUUACUCCAGGGAUAAACCCAGCACUGUCCUAUCCCCAGCCUCAAGGCAUUCCUGAUACAGAAAGUCCAGUCCCAGUGAUUCACCUGAAAGAUGGAACAAGACUUGCUGGUGAUGACGCGCCCAAGAGAAAGGAUUUGGAAAAAUGGCUUAAGGAGCACCCAGGUUAUGUGGAAGAUUUAGGAGCUUUCAUUCCUAGAACGCAGCUCCAUGAAGGGAGGCCCAAACAAAAGAGGCAUCGCUGCCGAAACCCCAACAAGCUAGACGUCAACAGUCUCACUGGGGAGGAGCGUGUCCAGCUGAUCAACAGAAGAAAUGCCAGGAAGGUUGGAGGUGCAUUUGCUCCUCCUCUGAAAGAUUUAUGUAGAUUCCUGAAAGAAAAUUCAGAAUAUGGAGUCGCUCCUGAAUGGGGAGACGUUGUUAAACAAUCUGGGUUUCUUCCAGAAAGUAUGUAUGAACGGAUUCUCACUGGCCCUAUUGUGCGAGAGGAAGUAAGCAGGCGAGGGAGACGGCCUAAAAGUGGGAUUGCGAAGGCCACCGCUGCGGCGGCGUCUGCCAAUGCCACCAGUGUUGCAGGCAGUCCUUUGUUAGCCAAUGGAUUACUUCCAGCAUGUAAACACAAGCCAACUACUUCAUCUAGCGCUAACCCAGAAGACCGGUAA
This is a messenger RNA of Pipistrellus nathusii (Nathusius's pipistrelle), 8151 nucleotides long. The record is from the annotation of a GenBank genome assembly. Lineage: Eukaryota; Metazoa; Chordata; Mammalia; Chiroptera; Vespertilionidae.